AGCUCGAUUUCCUUCCCAUCUAUCUCCUUCCCUCCAUCCAUCACGGCUUGCAACGGCGGUCAUUUCCCCUGCCGUCAUCAUUCGCUUCAACUGUUGUAAAGGCAGGAGCAGGAUCAAUUGGACAACCUCGUUGGCAAGCUCGACUAUCCUGAUCCCGAUCCCGAUAUUUACGGGCGCUUGAGAAGCUGUUUCCUUCACCUCCGCUACAAUGAAGACCAGCGUCCUCCGCCAGGUGGCCGUCUGCCGCGUCGCCGCCCUGGGCGCGCGCCGUGUGCACAUUGCCUCCAAGACGACUACCUCGGCCUACGCCAUCACACAGGCUCCCAGAGUUCUUGGGGCAACAUUCCGCCCCCUCAACCACCUUAAUCACCUCCAGCGGACCUACUCGACAGAGGCCACCGCCGAUGCGGUUGCCGAUGCCGCGUCGCCAGAUCUCGUUAAACGCUUCGCAGACCUCUCGAGACUCAAUGUCAACCCUGCCCUCGUCGAUGCUAUCACCAAAGGCAUGCAGUACGAGAACAUGACUGACGUUCAGUCUAUGACCAUCUCUCCGGCUCUUACUGGCCGCGAUAUUGUUGCGCAGGCCAAGACCGGUACCGGAAAGACGCUGGCGUUUCUCGUUCCCGUGAUCCAGCGCAUCCUUGCCAAGGAGCCCGACCUCGCCUACCGCGGCAGAAGCAGGGCCCGGUCCGAUGAUAUCCGCGCCAUCAUUGUCUCGCCCACUCGUGAGCUUGCCGAGCAAAUUGGCGAGGAAGCGCGGAAGCUCACUCGUGGCCUCGGUCUCAUUGUCCAAACUGCCGUCGGAGGUACCAUGAAGAAUGCCAUGCUCCACAAGACACGCCGCGAGGGGUGCCACAUCAUGAUCGCCACACCGGGCCGUCUGAACGAUCUUCUCAGCGACUCGUCGAGCGGAAUCGACGCGCCGCAGCUCCAGGCCCUGGUCCUCGAUGAAGCAGAUCGCAUGCUCGACGUGGGUUUCGACGCCGAGCUCCAGGAGAUCCUCACCUUCCUCCCCAAUCGCCGUGACGUUCCCCGACAGACACUCCUGUUCUCGGCCACCAUCCCCAAGAACGUGGUGGGCUUGGCCAGGAAGUACAUUGACGGCAACAACUUUGAAUUCGUCCAGACCACGAGGAGCGACGAGACCCCUACCCACGAGAAGGUUCCUCAAUAUAUCGUGCCCUGCAGAAGCAUCUCGACCGUCCUUCCAUCCCUGCUCGAGUUGGUUCAGCGUGGGACCAAGGAAGGCUUGACCAACCCGGACAAGACUCCUUUCAAGGCCAUGGUUUUCUUGCCAACGACCUCAGCCGUUGUCGCAGCUGCCUCCAUCUUCCGCCGCAUCGCGUAUCAAUACAAGGAUAUGCCAAAGGUCCUCGACAUCCAUUCCAAGCUCACCCAGGGAACCCGCACAGUCGCUUCAGAAACCUUCCGGAGGGCUGAUUCCGCCAUCCUCUUCACCUCGGAUGUCACGGCCAGAGGCAUGGAUUUCCCCAAUGUGACCCACGUUAUUCAGUGCCAUUUGCCUCCCAACAGGGAGCAAUAUAUUCACAGACUGGGCCGAACUGGAAGAGCCGGCAAGGCAGGUGAGGGUUGGUUGCUUGUCGCCGACCUUGAACUAUCGGCAGCGAGAAACCGUCUCCCGGGCCUUCCCAUCCAGCGGAGCACCGACCUUGAAUGCGCUACUUGCGACGUUGUCCAGCCCGACCAGCCGUCGCAAUUCGACGACAUUAAGAAGGCUGCCCAGCGGUUGCCCGCAGAAGUUCUCUCCGAUAUGUAUAUCGGCUAUCUUGGGAAUGCCACCAAGGGUAUCGAUCGCCAGGGUGUCGUCGACGAGAUCAAUGAGAUGGCCUUGCAUGGCUGGGGCAUGGACCAGACGCCGCUCGUCCGCUCAAAAAUGGUUCAGCAGAUGGGCCGAGUAACCGGUCUUCGGAUUGGAGAACCUUCUCGCAGUGACUUUGGAAUGCGUGGCGGAAACUUCCAGGGAGGACGCGGUGGAGGAUACGGUAGCGGAUACGGUGGUGGACAGGGUGCAGGUCACAGCAGAGGUUUCGGCGGAUCGCGGGACCGCAGCGGCUUCGGUGCCAUCGAAAGCAGGAGUGAGUGGUCGCCGCGUGCAAAACCCUCCUUCUAAUCGAUCCGUCGAAUCGGACAAAGAAGGAAUCGAGGCAUCUCGAGUGACUUUUAGCCAGCCUCACGAGGCAAGGUGCUCGUCUCUCGAAGACGCGCUACGUCUGCCUCGGACCCCCUAACUGGCGUGUACCAGUACCUAAUUGCAGCGGGAGCGCCGGAUCGUCAUAAAAGGGAGGGCGGGUUUUUUACACAGGAUGGAGUUUUACGGGGUCCAUUUCUAGAGGCAAGAAAAGUUCUGCGUCAUUGUACUAAUAACAGGCGUUGGCCGGGGCAUUCCUUCCUGUCUUGUCGAUUGGGCUUUUUUGCUUUUGCCUCGCUGGGGGGGAGAUGUGUCUGUCUGUUCGUUGAGUCUGCUAGGCCGACGCAGACGCAACAGGACUUGAAAACUCCACUAUAUGUUCUUUUUUGUCAUAUCUUUUUGUUUUAUUAUCUGUACUGUAUAUACGAUCUCUUAUCCAACUAGUAGGCUUACGGAAAGAAUCACAAAAUUGACUCUA
Molecule: messenger RNA, 2627 nt
Organism: Lasiosphaeria miniovina
Lineage: Eukaryota; Fungi; Ascomycota; Sordariomycetes; Sordariales; Lasiosphaeriaceae
Product: P-loop containing nucleoside triphosphate hydrolase protein
Exons: 2
Coding region: 209-2131 (640 amino acids)
Cellular component (GO): mitochondrion
Molecular function (GO): ATP binding; nucleic acid binding
Source: RefSeq, a predicted model, not a curated record